Molecule: messenger RNA, 4715 nt
Organism: Chinchilla lanigera (long-tailed chinchilla)
Lineage: Eukaryota; Metazoa; Chordata; Mammalia; Rodentia; Chinchillidae
Gene: Efcab8
Product: EF-hand calcium binding domain 8
Exons: 27
Coding region: 41-3562 (1173 amino acids)
Molecular function (GO): calcium ion binding; protein binding
Source: RefSeq, a predicted model, not a curated record
UUUCAGAGGAACAGUCUUGGACUCAGGGACAGCUGCCAAGAUGUCUCAGUUGAGAUGGGAUUUCAAAACUGAUGGCUUGUCCGCGAACGUGCCUAGCUGGGGAGAUCAAAGUGGGUCAGGGUCAAGACGAAUGUCUCCUGAGGACUUUGGAGAGAGCCCUCAACCUGAAAAGCUGUCCAUCCCAGGUGAACUCCAGGACAAGGAGGCUCCCCGCUCCCCACCACCCAUCAUCCUUAACCAUCAUAUUCCCGACACCUCACCUAGCACUCAGCUAUUUACUGGGCUGCACCUGGCUGAGAUGGAGAAAAUGUUUGAGGAGGGCAUUGGCUCCACUAGAGCCAUGGACUUGGAAACUUUCAUCAGGACCAUGAAGAAGGUGCUGAACGAUGUGUCGGAGGAGGUGCUAGAGUCGGUGUUUUUCAAGGUGGAUUCGGAUGGUAACGGCUUUAUCACCUGGCCAAAGUAUGUGGACUACAUGAUGAGUGAGUUCCACGGCCUGGAAGAGAUGAGGAGGAGUCAGUACCGCCUGCGCUUCUACCUUCCCAUGCGGAUCAUUCCCCUACGGCAUGGAUGUGAGAUCGUGAAAGUAGAGUUUUUAGUGCAGCGGUUCAAGAAGAUCAAGUGUUUCCUGACUGUCACCAAGGACGGGGUCCUGCAGUUCUGGUCUGAGUCCUUCUUGCUGAUUAGCUCCUUUAAGCUCAGCCAGAUCCAGCAGCCCCACAACCAGCCGAUGUGGGUCAUCGACCUGGUGUGCCUGCACAACAUGAACCUCAUUGCGGUUUCAUCUACUGAACUGAAGAUAGAGUUCUUUGAUAUCAGUAACUAUAAAUGUGUCCGGGCCUUCACCUUGACUGAACUGGAUAGCUGUAUCCUGGUCAUGGACUACUGGUCUGAUUAUCACAAAGGUGUGUUUUGUCUUGGGGACACCAAGGGCAAUAUCAUCAUCUUCACCUCUGACAAUGUGGCCAAUGGGCUGUUCAACCCACGCAUCCUUCCUAGGACCUCCAAGUGGGAUAACUGGGUCAGCGUUUCCAUGCAGAAACUCUUAAAUGAGAAGUCCAUUUUGUACAGAAGUUACUGGCUGCCGGCUCUCCAUCCCAACUGGUGUCAGAAGGUCAAGUUUGUCCCUCAGAUGAACAUGGUGGUCUCCUGUUCAGCUGUCGAGAAGUCCUCUAUGGUGAUGACAAUGUUGCCAGCCAAAGACCUCGAGAAACCCAAGUUUUCAAUACUGAAUUUAAGAAAAGGAAUUCUUUGCUUUGAUUACUGCCCAGACAAGAACUUCCUGGUAACUGGCGGAUAUGACUCCCACAUCCGCUUGUGGAACCCCUUCAUCUCAAAAAGGCCUGUGUGGUUGAUGAAGGGACAUCAGACCUCAGUGACACAGAUCAUCGUGGACAGCAAGAACAGCAACAUCCUCAUCAGUAUCUCCAGGGACAAGAACAUCCGUGUGUGGGACCUGCAGGACUACGUGUGCCUCCAGACCUUCUCUGGGAAGCAUUUUGCCCUGGGAAACUACCCCAUCACCAGUGCCUACUUCCACACCAAUGGCAGUACCCUCAUCUGCAGUACCUACUCUAUUGGCAUCCUGAAAGGGUACUUGGAGGCCCAUGGGCCUAUGAAAUCAGGGAAGACCACAACUCACAAUUCAGCCCUGUGUGCUGUCCUCUACAGCAAGAUCUUCAAGCAGGUGGUGAGUGGCUGCCAGCAGGGCACAGUCAGCGUGUGGGAGAUCACGACGGGGAGGAAGAUGAUGGAGUUCUGCGUGUCCGGUGCCCGGCUCGUGGAGCUCACUGCCAUGGCCCUGGAUGCGUACGAGCGGUGCCUGCUCACGGGCUUGCUGGAUGGCACGAUGAAGAUGUGGAACUACAACACUGGAGAGUGUCUGCUGACUUUUCCCAACCCCGAUCAAGUGGAGAUAAGUGGCAUUGUUCAUAUGAACAAAAUGUACUACGUGACAGGAUGGAGUAAGAGGAUCACUAGUUUCAUGUUCCACAAGACCAAGCCAGUGCUUUUGUGCCACCACUGGCAGACCUUCCACACGGAGGACGUGCUCUGCAUGGCCAAGUACCAGAACCAGUUCCUUGCGACCUCCUCCUACAAUGGGGACAUCCUCUUCUGGAACAUCAACAUGAUGAAGCCCAUCUUGAACUUCAACGCCUCCAUGAGCCCCCUGCCCUUGCAGCCUGUGAAGGUCCGAGAAACGGAGGAAUGUGUGGCCAGCAGCCAUGGGCCUAGAAAAACCUGCAUAGAGAGGAGGUGGGCACACAAGACCACCAUGAAGCUCCCUGGCUCUUGCUGGAGGGCUGUGGAAAAGGCCAGCCUGAGGCGGACCCUGAUGUCAGCUCCUGUGCUGAUGAGACACUCAGGCUCCAAGGAGCCAGAGAGGCCUCUGUCCUACCAGGUAUCUUUUAGCACUGGCAGAUCCAAGUCAUCAGACAAGCUUCUUAACACAUGGUCAUUGCACAGAGAAUCUGAAUUAAGAAAAAAGGAGCCCCAGAAGAAAAUGGUGCUGCAAUCCAACGCAUCAGUGGAGAAGAUAAUCUUCCUGCAGACCAGGCCUCGCCUGCCACACACGGCUGCCAUGCUGAGCAGCUGCAUCGAUGGCUACAUCUAUGCUUGGUCCAUCCAUGGAAAUGGAGGCCUGCUAGGGAAGUUCCCUGUGGACCUGGAAGAUAAUGGGGAUGUUGUGGGUGCCAUGACCACUGAUGAAAAUGACUGGAUCCUUAUCACGGGAGAUUGCAAAGGACGCAUCAAGAUAUGGGACAUCAAAGAUUACUGCAUAUUUGUUGGUCAUCGGCCACCCCAAUCCAGUGGGAUGAAGAUCUCCACUGAAACAGAGAACAAGUUCCGGUUCUUAAUUCCUAAUCAGCUCCAGGCCAACAUUCCAUAUUAUAUUCCUCUGAAGGAGAAGGAGGUUGUGAAUGGCCAGACCAUUUCCCUAGUUCCCCCCACGCUCCUGAUUACCUGGAAGGGCCAUCUGGAGAGUGUAGCAGAUAUCCUGUAUGUGGACAGCUUGCAGCUGAUUAUCAGUGCUGGCCAGGACCGGGAUGUCAAGGCUUGGAAACUGUCUGGUGAUGCCAUUGGGACGUUUGGCCUGAGUGUUUGGAAAAGGGUCCAGAAUGCCAUGAUGGAUGGUCAAGAACAAAGUGCAAGCCCAGAGGAGAAGGCAGAUUUCACAGGCACCAUGCUCAGAGACUCCCGUCUGGAGCUACAAAGGGAUCUGGCCGAGGCACUGGCAUACCAGCAGCAGGAGCAGGUGGCCCUGAUGGCGCUCCUAAACGGGAAGGAGGAGGUGGAGGCUGCGGCCUGGAGCCGGCUGCAGAGGAUGGCCGAGACGUCCCCAUGGGCCCGAGAGCACUCGUUGGAGGACAUCGAGGAGAGCUGGAGCCAGUGGGAGUCCAAGGGCAAGCAGGUGAGCAAAGUCGUAGGAGCAGCGUAUAAGCCCAAGGGAAGGCUGCGGAGCCCCAGAGUCCUGUCUGCCAAUGUGAAUUACAGCUGGAUGAAACAGCAGGUGGAGAAACUGAGGAAGAGAGCAGGCCGUUUGCAUCUUCUAAGUGCCUGACAAGCCCUGCUCACACCUGGCUGCUUCCAAAGGAGGCCUGCUUAUCCCUACCAGCCCAGCACCAGUAGACAGGCUCAGCACCAUGCAGAGCUGGAAGUGUAACUCAGGCGGUGUGACCCUGGAGUAUGACGUGAACCAGUACAAUCUCCUGCCUCCUAAAGGGGAAGCAGAAGCUCAGCGAAGGAAAGAGGUUCAGCAGAAGUCACACAGCCAAAGUAUUUGUUCAUUCAUCAGGGCUUGAGCCUUUUGGAGAGAGAAUGUGGAUGGACCUGACCUGGAACAGCAUGUGCUAGGAUAGGGGUUCAGGAGUGGGGCAGGGGCUGCUGGAGGAUCUGGGACCAGGGGAGUUGAGGGCUUGCUGGAUAGUGAGUAGGGUGAGGCUAUGAAAGGCCCAGGGGCCAGUGGAGCAGCCUGGGGAGCAGGAGCUGCAGGGAGCUGGAUCGGGCUGCAGAGUGCACCUCCCACCCUAGCCCUGCUGAGUCUUUGUGGGGCUGGUCCCUCCCUGGCCAGGGUUUGUCACUGCUUUGCCUUCCUUUGUCCCACAGUAGCUCCUUGUGUCCAGCGGGCCGUUCGCAUCUUCUAAGUGCCUGACGAGCCCUGCUCACACCUGGCUGCUUUCAAAGGAGGCCUCCUUGUCCCUACCAGGCCAUUGCUUCCUCCUGACUCUGAGUGCUGGCAUCUUGGAGGUCCUGAGGGUGGGACUUAUCGAUGUGUCACCUGUGGAACUGGCACGAUGUGGGGCUCGCCAUGAAGACUAGAUGUUGGUCAGUGUCUGCUAAGCCAAGAGAUACUUGCUCUGUGACCUGGAUGACCUCCUUCGCCUCUUUGGGUCUCAGUUUCCUCAUCUGUGAGGCAGGACUCCAGAGGGACAGUUUGCUUAGCUUUGAAAUCUGGCUCUGGCACAUCCUAGUGACCAUUUGUGUGGCUACAGUCAAGUGAACAUGGCUCUUUGUAAAUGGGUAUAUCAAGGGCCUGCUCCCAGGGAUGUCCUAGGGUUCCCAGGUCCUGCGGUUCCAGGGCUGGUUGGGGCCUUCCAGUGCAAAGCAAGCUGUCCCUGUCCCUGCCUGUACUCCAGAGAUGCCACCCCCAUCUCUGCUGCCAGCUCUGUCCUUACACCCUGACCACACCCCUGCCCUCUGUCCUUUCCCCUGCU